Messenger RNA from Epinephelus lanceolatus (giant grouper), 8392 nucleotides. RefSeq names its product E3 ubiquitin-protein ligase MARCHF6-like. Gene Ontology annotation, molecular function: zinc ion binding. The record is from RefSeq and is a predicted model, not a curated record. Gene Ontology annotation, cellular component: endoplasmic reticulum membrane. Gene Ontology annotation, biological process: ERAD pathway. NCBI's taxonomy places the organism in Eukaryota, Metazoa, Chordata, Actinopteri, Perciformes, Serranidae.
GUUACUUGGAGCACGUCCUGACCGCUAGCUGAUGCACUAUGAAGUGAAAAAGCUUUAGUGUUUUCGAAACGCACGAUCACGUCAAAGAUGAUCGCUGCUUGAGUUUAACACUAAAUUGAAAUGUUUGCAUGUAGAUAGCCAGCGGUCUUUAUUUGUAAACUGACUGACUAGCCUGCCUGACUGUUGUGGAGCAGGGCUGCCUUAGUAGCCAGUCAAGAUGGACACCGCUGAGGAAGCAGACAUCUGUCGGGUAUGUCGGUCUGAGGGCACCCAGGACAAGCCGCUCUACCACCCCUGUGUCUGCACGGGCAGCAUCAAGUUUAUCCACCAGGAAUGCUUGCUGCAGUGGUUGAAACACAGCAGAAAAGAAUACUGUGAAUUAUGCAAACACAGGUUUGCAUUUACACCAAUCUACUCUCCAGACAUGCCAUCCCGCUUGCCUGUCCAGGACAUCUUUGCAGGGCUUGUCACCAGUAUUGGAACAGCUAUCAGAUACUGGUUCCACUACACACUGGUGGCCUUUGCUUGGUUAGGCGUGGUGCCUCUCACAGCAUGUCGCAUCUACAAGUGUUUAUUUACCGGCUCUGUGAGCUCUCUCCUUACUCUGCCAUUAGAUAUGCUUUCAACACAAAAUCUCCUUGCAGACUGCCUCCAAGGCUGUUUUGUGGUCACUUGUACACUGUGCGCCUUCAUCAGCCUGGUGUGGCUUAGAGAGCAGAUUGUCCAUGGCGGCGCCCCGCAGUGGUUGGAGCAGAAUCAACCCCCUCUAGUUCCUAACCAGCCUAAUGGUCCUGCACCAGCUAAUGAGGUUCCAGGUGGUAACAUUGGCAUCAACGCCCAGGCUGCUGCAGAAGCCCAGCACCCUGCAGACGCUGUCCCAGACGGGCAGGCACCUGUCAACCCGCAUGAAGCCGGAAACCAUGGAGAUGAGGCUGAACUUGACGAUGAGGAGGAAGACGACGAUGGGGAGGAAGAUGAAGAAGAGGAGGAUGACGAUGAAGAGGGCAGGGAAGAGGAUGCUGCUGAUGCGAAUAAUGGAGGACAAGAAGAUUUGAACUGGAACGCCCUGGAGUGGGACCGUGCAGCAGAGGAGCUGACCUGGGAAAGGAUGCUGGGCCUGGAUGGCUCCUUAGUUUUCUUGGAGCAUGUGUUCUGGGUAGUGUCUCUCAACACACUCUUCAUCCUGGUCUUUGCUUUUUGCCCGUAUCACAUCGGACAUUUCUCAGUAGUUGGACUGGGCUUUGAAGACUACAUCAAAGCUUCACACUUUGAUGGCCUUGUCACCACCAUACUUGGGUACAUCCUUUUGGCUGGAGCUCUCAUAGUCUGCCAUGCAUUGGCUUCAUUUGUUAAGUUCCAGCGCUCCAGACGCCUCUUGGGUGUCUGCUACAUUGUUGUGAAGGUGUCCCUGCUUGUUGUCAUGGAGAUAGGCUUGUUUCCGCUGAUUUGUGGUUGGUGGCUCGACAUUUGCUCUCUGGAGAUGUUUGAUGCUACUCUGAAAGACAGGGAGCAGAGUUUUGAUUCAGCCCCUGGUACCACCAUGUUCCUCCACUGGCUGGUUGGCAUGGUCUACGUCUUCUACUUUGCCUCCUUCAUCCUUCUGCUCAGAGAGGUGCUCCGGCCAGGCGUACUGUGGUUCCUGAGGAACCUGAACGAUCCAGACUUCAACCCAGUCCAGGAGAUGAUCCACCUGCCCAUUUACAGACACCUGCGGAGGUUUAUACUCUCUGUGGUGGUGUUUGGCUCCAUAGUUCUGCUGAUGCUCUGGCUCCCUAUCAGAAUCAUUAAACUGCUCUUUCCAACCUUCCUGCCCUACAAUGUCAUGCUGUACAGUGACGCCCCGGUCAGCGAACUGUCUCUGGAGCUGCUGUUGCUUCAGGUUGUUCUGCCGGCAUUGCUGGAGCAGGGUCACACUCGCCAGUGGCUCAAACGGCUUGUCCACGCCUGGACGUUCACAGCUGGAUACAUGCUUGACCUUCACUCUUACCUGCUGGGGGACCACGAAGAUGAUGACAAUCAACCAAACAACAACCCACCUGGUCGCCAUAACAACAACAGGAUUCCUGGCCUAGGGGAGGGGCUUCACGCUGCCCAUCAGGCCAUUCUGCAGCAGGGCGGUCCUGUGGGUUUCCAGGCAUAUCACCGACCCAUCAACUUCCCCCUCAAGAUCAUUCUGCUGGUUGUCUUUAUGUGUGUGACACUGUUACUGGCUAGCCUGAUCUGCCUUACUCUGCCAGUGUGUGCUGGUCGCUGGCUGAUGUCUUUCUGGAUGGGCAGUGCCAUGGUUCACGAGCUGUACACAGCGGCCAGCGGUCUGUACGUCUGCUGGCUGUCCAUUCGAGCCGCCACCGUGAUGCUGUCUUGGAUGCCACAAGGGCGGACCAUCAUCAUGCUCAAAGUCCACGAGUGGACACUCAUGAUUCUAAAGACCUUUGUGGUGGCCGCGCUGUUAGCCGGGGCAAUUCCUCUGCUGCUGGGUCUGCUGUUUGAGCUGGUCAUUGUUGCUCCACUCAGAGUCCCACUGGACCAGACACCUCUCUUCUACCCCUGGCAGGACUGGGCCCUGGGCGUGCUCCAUGCUAAAAUCAUUGCUGCCAUCACACUGAUGGGCCCUCAGUGGUGGCUCAAAACCGUCAUCGAACAGGUGUAUGCUAACGGUAUCCGAAACAUUGACCUCCAUUUCAUCGUGCGAGGGCUGGCCGCCCCAGUUAUCUGCGUCCUGCUGCUUUCUCUCAGUGUGCCCUACACUAUCUCUAAAGGCAUUACACCACUGCUGGGUGUGCAGCCAGAGAUGCAGACGCUGGUGGAGAGAAGGAUCUAUCCCUUCCUGCUGAUGGUGGUCAUACUGUUGGCCAUCCUGUCCUUCCAGAUACGACAGUUCAAACGCCUCUACGAACACAUCAAAAACGACAAAUACCUGGUUGGACAGCGACUGGUGAACUACGAACGUAAGACAGGCAGGAACACGUCCACCUCCACAUACAGCACCUCCUCAUAGACCUGACACUGCUGUGGGAUCAGUGGGGCUGACUCACUCUGCUAUCAUCAGCUCCUGUGGUGAAACCUUUUUUUGUUUCCGCCGCGCUGUCAAAUGCCAACCUCUUAACUUUUGACUGCAGCUUCUUACUCAACAACAUCUACCGCUGUCACAGGUUGGGGAGACAGAGACAUUGAAGAGUGAGGACAAAACAGUCCUAGAACUUCUUCAUGGAAAAGUUGAAUUUCUCAACAAGGUUGUUAAUCAACCUGCAAAAGCAGUCAGCAUAAUUGAAACUCAGCAGAACCACAAAGUCUUUGACUGUCUGAUGUGUCCAUUAUUGUCUUGAAUGCAGCUGACAUUUUAAGUUGUAAUUAUAUUAUUUUAAAAAAGGUUUGAGUUGAAGUCAAAUCAGUUGAGCAUAGCUUUUACCUCAGAUUGUGCUUCCCUUUGAAUGUUUGUUGUGAAAUAUUAUCUAGCUCACACUGAGUGUCUCUUAAUGGGAUGUUGUUGACAUUUCAGAGCUGGAGAGGCGACAUUUUGAUUAUCACAGUAACGCCUCCGCGGUUCUGUUCCAAUUGUUGAUUUGUCUCAAAUGACACCCUUCAUCAAAUCGAGGUUGUCAGUGAGAAGGAGGGACAUACAUGAUGUAGCAAUGUGAUUGUAUUCUGUAUUUUUUUUUCUUUAUAGAUGUUUUUUAUUAGAUGUGUUUUCAUUGAUUUUUAGUGUUACAUUUCUGGGGUGAGCUGUUAGAUAGUCCUCUGAGGAGUCCUUUAAAGUUAAAAUGUAGAAAGAGACAGACAAAGAGGAAAAUAAUAGUUUUUUGACAAUCUGGACACAGCCCAGGACAUGUUUUUUUUAAAGAUGUUAUGUGAAUUUUAAAAACUGGGUUGUGUAGUAAGUUCCUGAGCAAACCACCUUCAGGAGAGGAGAGGUCAUUAAGUGAGGUUACAACUAUAAAUAUUAAAACUGGAAAAACAGCCUCAAAAUAUUUCAAAAUGCGCCCAUGUUGCAUCCUUAGAGUGACACUGAUCUUACAGAAAUAUUUGUUCUGGUAGAAUUUAAAAAAAAAAGGUCAUGCUUCUAAUCAGCUCUUGAGACUUGAGAGUGCUGUCUGCACUCUGUUAACGGUCAGGAGACAAGGGCUAAACAUAACUGUAAGAACAACAAAACACUGAUUUACAGUGAGGAAGAGUGAUCUAUACUGACAGACCUAAUAGACCUUUACUGAAAACCAGAAUGAACUCAUCUCAGUUAGGUCAUGGUUACACUUACAGAGUACAAACUAGAUAAAAUGUAGGAAAUUGAUUGGCUGAGGUGGCAGGCUGCCACCGAAAUUAUCAUUUAGGUUUCUCAACUUAUUAAAUAUUUGAAAUAAAGUUAAAACAAAGUCAUACCUAUAGUUACAAACAACUGGCAGUUUAAUAUAGAUCUAACAGCUUUUCCACUUUGGUUACAGUGACUUCCUGUUUACAUAGUUGAUUGUUUAUAAUUGGGUGGAGCCUCAGUUGUUUCCUAGCAAUUGGUUUUCAACCAAGGGCAACCUCCAGGGCUGACAAAUGAAGCCAACGCAAAAGUGCCAAAAACUGCAGUUUAUCUAACGGCCACUUGUCGGUCACUGUAGACCUCCCCGUGUUAAAAUGUCCAACGUUACAGCAGAAAUAAAUGUGUUUACAGCCUGGUGGAAAUCAGAUUUGGUCUCUGCAGCUAAUUUCCCUCGUCAUGACAACUACAGGGUGUGCAUUUUUAUAUAACUCACCUGUUUAUAUUAAGGAUUAAAGUUAGGCAUAAUUAAGGGCGUGGCCACCUUGAGUGACUGCAGGGCUUUCAGUAAGAGCCACGUCUCACUUCUCCGCAGCUCCGCCCUCUCGUCCAAAUAUUUUCAGUUCUGGCUCGAAACAAUCCAAGAUGGUCACGGCCAAAAUGCCAAACUCGUGGCUUCAAAAUGCGAGCCCACAAACCAAUGGAUGACAUCAUGGUGGCUGUGUCCGUCAUUUUUAUACAGUCCACAGUUUUCACACUACUGAAGUCUUUACUAGCUAAGACAUUCCUUACAUUUUAACGGUGCAACUUAAUUUAGUGAAUUAAUAGGGUUGAAACUAACUAGUUCGUACUAACAACUUAUAAAGGACUUUACAUACAAACCUAUUAAAUGAUUUGUCUGGUGCAACCCAGUCCUGCUCCUUUUCCCUCAAGGUUAGUUAUAUUUCAUAAAAGUAAUGAUUUCUUAACGCUCGCACACCUCCUCUAAAACACACUACUCGGAUAUUUACCAGCCUGAAGGACAUGACAGCUAGUUUUAUUUGUAGAGUUAAUGGAGUGCCCCUUUGAAGCAAGUCCAAAAUAAAAAGAUAGCAAGAAAACCAAUUUUCUUAACAAAACAAAACGCCAUCACGUUGCAUGGGCGCUGACCUUGCAUACAUUUAAAAUGUAAGAUAUCUGUCCACAGAAAGUAUCUUAACCUUGACACAAAUUGUCUUCAGCAGUUUAGAUUCAGUGGUGUUUCUUUGCAUUACUUACACCCUUAAAAAGACUCGUGUUGCAGAUCCAGUAAUUUUGCCAUCCAGCGUGGUUUUGUUAGAGAGUAUGUAGUUUUAUGUCUGAUCAGCAAUCAGAACUGGUUCUGUUAGAUUCUGUGUGGACAACAGCAGGAGCUGACGUACUACCGUCUGUGUUCCUCCUCUUGUCCACCAGAUGCUUCGCCUCCUGUGUCUCAGCUCAUUUAUAUUAUUGAAUUCCCUUCUUGUGGCACUCUGAUCUGCUGUGAGUCUUUUUACCUUUCAGUACUCCAGCUGAGUUAGUAGAGUCACUCUCACAUUGAUCUACCUGUCUGUGUAAUACUGGACCAGUUUGUGGAUCCCAGUCAGGUCAACUACUGGCGACAUCUUUAAAGCAACUAACUGAAGAGAAUUUGGGGAAAGAGGGGAAAUCUAAUGUGCCAUUAACCUGUAAUUACCACUUGUGUCCACAGUGGCACCUGUGCACAGGUUACAGUCUCCCUUUAAAACAGGGCUCUGUUUGUCAUACUGGUGUAUGUCUCCUUGGCAGGAGCAUUCCAGGUGCUCACACUGAUGAGCUGCAGCUCGUUCAAAGAGAUCCUUUAAAAUCAACUCUCUACUUUACCUCUUCACAGCUGGUGCUCUGAUUUGACUGAAGGUUGACAUUGACACAGUGAUUGGAAGAAUCAGGGUCAGCUCAGCUCAGUUCAGGGAGUCAUGUUUCAGGGUCCUACAUGUCUUAGAGGGUUUAUCUGGUGUGAGAGAGAACGCCUUACACACAGUGCAUUCACAAAUACGAUAUUAAAAUCACAGUAUUCACAGCAGUCACUAUAUAAGUGCUUUAAAAGCAACAAGAGUGGAUAGGAGAAGAAGAAAUCUGAGGUGGCUGGUGCUGCUGGUGAGAGUUGACGGCUAACUGAAGAGCACAGUGCAAGCUCAAUCUUUACUGUAAACUCAGAACAGACGUGCAUGAAGUGAUUUGUGUCCCUAAACCCAGAAAAAUAUUGUAUCCACAACAUAAUGCAUAGCAACGAGAGGCUGCAUGUAAAUCGAUGUAACACGUGCAUGACAAUUUUGAUUAAAUGUUGGUUCACAAUUUACAAUCAAAGGAAUAGUUUAAUCUUUUGCAAAUACAUUCAGUUGCCUUCUGGCUGAGUUAUGCUGGGUUUAAACUGGAUGCGGAGGCGCUGAUAAAUGUGCCGGUUUUCCGUGGAGCAAUGCCUGCUUCUGCUCUGCGCAUACUUUAACAAUUUGGGCUGUUAAUACUGGACCCACCGUAGUGCCAAUCUCUGUGACAAACUUGCAAUCUGCAGCAAUAUUUUCAGCUUCUGCUCUGUUUUCUGCAAGCCAUGAACAAAUCUGGAGAGAAAACACACUAAUAAUAUGAUAUGAAUGAUAUAAAUGGUACAUUUUAUAUAAAAUGAACAAAGCGAUUCUUAUAAAAGAACAUAUGCAUCCCAUGCUAACUUAUUCCACAUAUUUGUUAGUGCCUUCGCCUCCAGUGUGAACCUGGUGUUAGAUGAAAAGAUCAAUACCACAACAGUAUCUGCGCACUAGAUAUAAAUCUAGAACUUGGCUAGCUUAGCUUAGCUUAGCUUAGUUUACCUUACCAUAAAGACUGGAAACAAGCAAACAGCUGACCUGGCUCUGUUCAAAUGGAACAAAAUCUACACACCACCUCUAAAGCUCACUAAUUAACAUUUUAUAUCUCCUCUGUUUUAUAUGUACAAAAAUGAAUUGUAAAAACGUCAAUGUCUGGUUUCACAAUGGGUUACAUACCGGAACUGUUCAAUGGACAGGGGCAGUGACUCCCUGGAAUCUUUGCUGGUUGCCUGGCAACCUCAAGUCUCUAGGAAGUAUAAUCAUCUAACUCUUGACAAGGUAGCAAGUGUAUUUCCCAAAAUGUCGAACUAUUCCUUUAAGGUUCCAAAUGUUUCAGUGUCUAGAACCACUUAUACUCCCAAAAGCACUUUUGCAUGGGGAUGUGAAGUCAGUGUCUAGGUGUUGUGCUCCCAGCGUCUCACUUGUUUGACAGCAGUGUCUCCUCUGCUCCCCUACCCCAGAGAAAAUGCCUGAAUGUUACAUCUUUUGUUUCAAAUCAAAUUUUGGAUUUUUUAGUUCGAAGUCUUAGACCCACUACAGAACAAACCCAUUACAAUCAAAGAAUUUGAAAGGCUAAAUGGUGUUUCAACCUCUCAUAUUUUCAGUGACGGUAACAAGCCCCAGCCAUUUUUUAAAGCUGUUUUUUGCUGCCAACUAAAACUGAAUCCAGUUCUCUGGUGGGUUCUUGCUCCUAAACUCCUGAGAGAAAUAUUUGAGAUGUUUUAGAUUUUUUUAAGUUCCUUUUUUGAGGGGACAGUACUGGUUAAGUAGUAAUUAACUUUUUUUUCAUGCAAAUGUUUAAAUGUGUUGCACUUUAUACCACAAUUUGCAAUCAUUUCAGAAUCCAUUGUAACACUUUUUAUUUCCCUCCCACUGAGACUGAAAGAUGUCAGUAUUUCACUGUGGUGACUCUGCACAAUGGGUUUUACUUACAAGGUGAAUUUAAGUUUUUCUUUUUUUUUCGACACUGCAUCGUGUGAGAAAUGUUUCAUUAGGAGUUUGAUAAACAUAAACUGCUUUUGUAUUGAUAUGGAUUGUGACUCACAUUAACUUUAGUGCUGACAGCUGUAGUGCUGCUGUGUGGAAUGCUCACAUUAUAUAUGUAUGAUGCUAUAAAGUGACCUUUUAAGUAUCUUCUUGAACUGAGCUGGACACUUCAAAUUUUGGUCUUGAAUUUCAAUUUCUAGAAGCAAAUGAUUUCUAUUUUUAUAUGUGCAAAACGGCAGUGGCAUGUACUGUAAUAUAAAGGUAUAUACACUAAGGUCUAUUAAUUGUUGGUUCAGUAAUAUGAAACAAUAAUAAAUAGUUGAAAUGA